This is a messenger RNA of Anopheles nili, 5138 nucleotides long. RefSeq names its product ubiquitin carboxyl-terminal hydrolase 47 (gene Usp47). The transcript has 14 exons. Gene Ontology annotation, cellular component: cytosol; nucleus. Gene Ontology annotation, biological process: protein deubiquitination. Lineage: Eukaryota; Metazoa; Arthropoda; Insecta; Diptera; Culicidae. Gene Ontology annotation, molecular function: cysteine-type deubiquitinase activity; cysteine-type endopeptidase activity. The record is from RefSeq and is a predicted model, not a curated record. Bases 1 to 4200 code for a protein of 1399 amino acids.
AUGGUAUGCGCCAAGGACGACCAAACGCUCUGCACCAUCAGAGACGUCCGGCCAGACGCAGUACAGAAGCGCUUCUCGAUAACUGUCCAUCCGCACUUUACCGUCGAGACCCUGUACGAUCAUGUUAGGCUGCAGGUAGACUACAGUGACUUCGAGCUAAACCUGCAGCUCGGUUUGGAGUCUGACGAACAGAUAUCCUUACACAAUAGACAGCAGGAGAAACUUUCCGAUGUUGGAAUAAAAUUUGGUACUGGGAACGAUCUAAUCAUCAUCCCGCUGGACAACAAUUUACAUUUUUCGAUGCCACUAGAGGAUAUAUCUUCUGAUGAUGACCUAGCCCUCGGUGCAUCAGCAAGUCCGGUUGAAUCUGGAAACUACAACAUCCCGGAACCACCAGCGCCGCCACCUCUAAUUGAUAGUGCGCAAAACCGGCGGACAACGAAAAAUCGAAAUCUCUUCAACAUCCACAUUGACAGUGCGAAAAGCGAAUACACGCCAGCGAUUGGUGCCCCGCCACUCAACAGCAUGAGCGGAGGAAGCAUAAUUAGCAACGGAUUCCAUCACGCCGAUGGUGGCAGUGGCAGUGUUGAAGGAGGAGGAACCAUAAUGACGGGACGAGGAAGAAGAUUGGGAGGCGAUGGGGAGAGUGAACGUGCACCCACCUUCCGCGGGUUGGUGAACCAAGCGAUGACCUGCUACCUGAACAGCCUGCUCCAGGGACUCUACAUGACACCCGAGUUCCGCAACGCGCUAUACAAAUGGGAAUUUGACGGAGAAGACGAGAAAAAAUCAAUCCCGUACCAGCUGCAGAAGCUGUUCGUGAACCUGCAAACGUCACCAAAGUCGGCCGUUGAGACGACGGAUCUGACACGCAGUUUCGGGUGGGAUUCGGCGGAGGGCUGGCAACAGCACGACAUCCAGGAGCUGUGCCGCGUGAUGUUCGACGCGCUUGAGCACAAGUUUAAGCGCACGGAACAGGCGGAUCUGAUCAAUCGGCUGUACCAGGGCCACAUGAUCGACUACGUGAAAUGUCUGGAGUGUAACACGGAAAAGCAGCGUGAGGACAAGUUUCUCGACAUACCGCUGCCGGUGAGGCCGUUUGGUAGCACCGUCGCGAACGAGUGCGUGGAGGAGGCACUGCAGGGUUUCGUCAAACCGGAGAUACUCAACGAAAGCAACCAGUACUUCUGUGACACCUGCAACAAGAAGUGCGACGCGCACAAAGGCCUAAAGUUUACCAAGUUCCCGUACAUUCUGACACUGCACCUAAAGCGGUUCGACUUCGACUAUCAAUCGUUUCAUCGGAUUAAGCUGAAUGAUAAGGUCACGUUUCCUGAGAUGUUGAACCUAAAUCACUUCGUCAGUUCGUCCGAUUACAAGCUAACGACGAGCACUAUUGCAGCAGCAGCAGCUGCGGCUGCCGCAGCUGCCGCUGAAACCUCGUCCGUUAAUGGCAGUGCAAAUGGAAACGGUUCGAUUAUGAUGGAAACGGCGGAAAAUUUCAUGAAAUCUGACGAAUGUAGCACCACGGACAGUGGCUCUGCGCUAGAGGAAGAUUCGUUUCAAAACGGCACAUCCGUGUCGUCGACCACAACUACACCGAACGAUCACUUUAUGGCGCAGGACGAGGACGAAGGUAUUGAUAUGGAUUUGACAACCAACGGCGAUAGCCACAGCAAGUCGUCCCCGCUAAAUAAUAGCUUCAACGCGCCUGGUCCUUAUAAGUAUGAGCUGUUUGCGAUCAUGAUCCACGCGGGUAGCGCCUCCGGAGGUCAUUAUUAUGCGUACAUCAAAGACUUCGAGAGUGGUCGCUGGUUUUCGUUCAACGAUCAAACCGUCCUACCAAUCACGCAAGAGGACAUUCACAAAUCGUUUGGUGGCGGACCUUACAAAACGUCUUACACCGGCGCAUACACGUCCAGUACGAACGCUUACAUGCUAAUGUAUCGUCAGAUCGAUGGCGAAAAGAAUUCUCUUCCGGUUUCAGAAGAAAACUUCCCCGAACAUAUUAAGCGGUUGGUUAUGAAUAUUCGCGCAUCUGAAGGUGCAUUCGGAGCGCCCUCAGGCCGCAACCAUCUGGAUAUGAUGCGCCUGAUGGUGGCAUACGAAAAUCCUCGGACGCGCAUUAUCAAGCGACAGCGAAUGGCGGUGUUCACCAACACCACGUUGGCAGAGUCGGUACAGGAGGCGAUGCGAGUGCUCCACCUGAAGGGUACUGUACCAGUCGAGCGUUGCAGAUUGGUUGGCUAUGACAGCAAUGCGCGAACGAUCGAGCGCAGCUUCGAGGGAUCUGCAGCUCUAGCUAAACAAAUUGAUGAGAUCAUGAGUGAGCUAACACGAUCCGAUGGUCUUUUGCUUGAAGUUCGCGAUGAGGAUGAAACCUUUGAGGAAUAUCAACCGCAAGGUGUAAUGACAAAGGUUUACAAAGUGGACGUGAACAGUAAAGAUGUUGAAGGUCCGAUAUCGAUCCGAGUCAAUCACUCGUAUACGAUAGACAAAUACAAAGCUGUGAUCGCGCAAAAGCUGAAGCUCAACCCGAAAACUCUGCUUAUCGGCAAAUCGAUGUACAAGGAUAACCCGAAACUGUUACAGCAAGAUGAAGUAAAGAUCUGCGAUGCAAAUUUCAUCGAAUAUUGCAAGGUGUUUGUGACGACAGCCUGCACAGGGGACGAUGCCGAGCAGUACAAUCAUCGAUUCCUUCAGUUUAUCCAGCGAUUGGAUCAUCUGGUAUCGCUGUAUAUACUUCUGCCGAAUAUGCAAUCGGAAACCCUCGAAAGCCUGUCUAUUACUCGUCUAUCCAAAGAAACCCUCGCGACACUGGCUGGAGCUGACAGUCCAAUGACCGGCACCGGGGACAGCAACAGUGAGGACAGCAGCCUUAGCGAUAACGACCGCACGUUGGUUGAAGAGGACGAUGAUCACGUCAAGUUGAACGGAUAUUUGUCGAGAGUGAUCUUGACGAACGGUGCCAAAAGCAGUGGCGCUACCACUCCAACAACCAACGGAUCUAGGGAUGACGACGAGGAAGAAGACGAAGAUGCAAAGCUGUUAGAGAUGCUGCAAGAGUGCCGAGCAAUGGAGUAUUAUUUUAAGGUAACGCCAUUGGACACUAUCGCCGGCAAUAGCAAUGGAAACAGCAGCAGUAGCUCGAAUGCAAGUGCCACCACAAACGGAAAUGGCGUUAAUGACGAUAGCACACGCAGCCACAGUACGGAUACACAAAAGCUGAUUCAGGUGUUGGUUGAUAAGCGGGCGUGCCAUGGGUUCUUGAAAUAUCGACUGCAGUCAUUCUUGCAAAUAUCGAUGGAUUACUUCAAAGUGUUUUCCUUCGAUAAUAAUUGCACCACUAACGAAAGCACCAACUUGCUGAAAGAGCUGGAAUUCAAAGACGACGAUUGUCUCGCCAUCGAACUAGGUCGGGUGCUACGAAAGGGAGAAUACAAACUGAACGUGAGCUACGCAAACGUGAACGAUAUGACGGAGGAGAUGGACAACACGCCAUUCUUGUGCAACAUUAUCGUUAAGAAUGGGGACCUGGUGGGUCAGAUAAAAGCCGAUAUAAUCGCCAGUUUGCCUGCUACGCUUGGUGAUGGCGCCAAGAAGUACUCCCACUUGAACUCGAAUAACUGCUGGUUGCGCCGCAAGGGUGUGAACUAUUUUUCGCAUGUGUACAAGGAUGACGAACGUAUCGGCAGAGAAGUUACCCUGGGAGUAAACAAUCAGGUAUAUUUGCAAGAAGUGGAUGAUCUCGCCAGCAUGAUUCCGAUGGAUAGCAGUGAUGCGGUACUACUGUUGAGAAGAUGGUAUCCCUCAGAAAUGAAGUUUGGCAAAUUCCAAGAAAUUUUGUUCACCGAAAAACUAGAAUUGAAAAAACAUCUCUCGCGCAUAAGCGGCAUCGCGGAAGAGAACAUUGAAUACGUGAAGUUGACUGUAUCAACGCUAAAUCAUGGCAGCGUUUUGUAUAUCCAGAACAGUUUACAGUGGACAUCGGCACCGCAUAGUGCAGACGAUUGUCAGAAUUUCUUCACCGGAACCCUUCUCUACUACCGCGACCGCUCGGAACCGCAGAAAGAGCUGUCGUCGGAUGAGCGUAAGGAGUUGAUGAAGAAAGACAACCGUACUAGUUCAACCUAUUCGCCACGAAAGGAACGUGCGCUCAAAAUCUACCUGGAUGCAUCGCCCAAAAAAGCCGACGACUGAUCAUCGCCACCCUUCGGUUGUGAAGUUAUCUACAAGAAAAAGAAGAUCUGCUUCUAAAAACAGCAAAUGCUGCUGGAAAUGGGUAAACACGUAAGGGGUUCUAUUUUGACUUCAACAGCAAGCUCUUGCGAGAACGAAUCGCUACAUUUAUUGGCCACGGCGCGAGAAUUUAUUACGCUGGCUGAUGAUGCUGAUCAUGGCCUGACUUGUCGUCGAUCCUUGGCCAAUGGACGUUACAAGCCGUCGAUUCGUUUCGUGCAUUGAAUGGUGGGCUUUCCAUCUUUUUCAGAAACGUACAGUUCCUCUAUUGAAGGUAUGUAACAGUGGAAAAAGAUACUUCUGAUUGCAGCGCUCUGUUUGGCAGCCGCUAGCUCAGAGAUGUCAAACAUUUAUUAACAUUAAUUAUGUACAGUAUGUUAUCAGAAGGCUAAGAUAUGGCUCGGAUGUGAGAGUGGGACGGACUUACUGAAGUGUAUUUUUUUGUUUUUGAUAUAAAUCUAGUUUAAUGUAUGAUUUUUGUGUCUAAGCUCAUGGUUUUCUUCAGAAAAUAGUAGCUUUUUACCCCAUCCACGUACCACCCUUCAGUGGCAAAUAGUGCUUGUUUUCACCAACUGUAAUAUAAAUCAAUCUGCUUUCCCCUGUUGCAGUGAUUUUGGGCUAUUUGUUUCCAUUUUUGAACGAUUUGUUUAAUGAACAUACUGGCGCAAAAAGGGAUCGAUUGGGCAUGUCUGAGCUGCAUUUGAUUGCUUUACAUUUCACGUUGCAACAGAGAUUAUGGUUUGGCAAAGAAAGAAUGACACCUUAGAUAAAUGCUAAAGAGAAUAUGGCCGAAAAAUGCGGACACAGAACAUGUUGCGUGAUAGAGAAUCGAAAUAAGCUUUAUGAAGCAAAAGAAAACACAAAUAAAAACGAAGCGAAUCCUGCAAGAAAGCAAAUAU